Messenger RNA from Oreochromis aureus, 1158 nucleotides. RefSeq lists its product as uncharacterized. The coding region runs from base 73 to 1098 and encodes 341 amino acids. Gene Ontology annotation, biological process: response to bacterium. The record is from RefSeq and is a predicted model, not a curated record. The transcript is spliced from 5 exons. Lineage: Eukaryota; Metazoa; Chordata; Actinopteri; Cichliformes; Cichlidae.
AUCAGUCUUCGUCUCCUAUAAGAGUUGGGUGCGUCCGUAAAGGCACACGAUACAUACUGCAGAGCUUCAGAGAUGAUGCGCCUUUGUGUUUUUCUUGCAAUUCUCUAUAAAAUCUGUCAGGUGCUAGCUGUUCACAAGACCUCAAGUGUAAUUCAGGAGAGUGGAAUCAAGAUAGCUAAAGUCGGGGAGAAUGUAACAAUAACAUGCAUUUGUCAAGAUGAUGCUGUAACUUUCCUUUCUUGGUACCAGCAAAGCCUGGGUGGCAAACCUGACAUCAUAUCAACUCGGAUGAAGCACAACCCAGACGCUGAUAUCUACACCAAGUACAAAGACAGGUUUAAAGUCCUUGUAGAAGAUAAAAAAGAAUAUCUCAAAAUCACAAACCUCAGCCUGUCAGACUCAGGGACAUAUUACUGUGGGGUUUUAGUUUUUAACGCUAUUGAAUUUGGACAAGGAGUUUUCCUUCAUGUCAAAUCGCCAGCGACCAGCAUUGGAUCUGCAAUUGACCAGCCAACGUUGAAGCCGCUUCGCUUGGGGGACUCUUUGAACUUGACCUGUACAGUGGAAGCUGAACCAUGUGCAGGGGAGCUGAACCUUUACUGGUUCAGGCAUGGAGUGUCUCAGUCUACUGUCAUGUAUCCCAGCGAGGGACACGUGUGUGCAGACAUCUCACAGGAAACACCUCACAGGAAAAAUUGCACUUUAAAUCUUGCAAUAAAGUCAGUGAGCUCCGCUGAUGCUGGGAUCUACUACUGUGCUUUGGCCUCCUGUGGGGAGAUUAUUUUUGGAAAUGGAACAAGGGUUGAGAUUGCAGGUUCCCCUGUCUUGGUGUAUUUCCUGAGCGCGGCAUUAGGAGGUUCCUUUAUUGUGCUCUUUGUCUUGGCUUUCAUCAUGUACAAGCUUAGGAAAAGCCUGUGCUCUGUCUGCAAAGGAACUGUUCCUCAUCAAACCUGUACAGUCUCAGAUGCAGUGAGCCAAGAUGCGCACAGCCUCCACUAUGCAGCUCUGAGUCUGAAGAGGAGUAGUAAACAACAUCUUCAAGAAGAAAAUGUGGAUAAUAUUUGUGUGUAUUCUAGAGUAAAGAGCAGAAAAGUGUGAAUGGAUGCAAGGAUACACACUGCCAAAUGUAAAAUAAUGUGGAAAUAAAAUAUAUUUUGU